Aspergillus costaricaensis CBS 115574 is the source of this 362-nucleotide messenger RNA. RefSeq lists its product as uncharacterized. Bases 45 to 362 code for a protein of 105 amino acids. The transcript is spliced from 5 exons. The record is from RefSeq and is a predicted model, not a curated record. Lineage: Eukaryota; Fungi; Ascomycota; Eurotiomycetes; Eurotiales; Aspergillaceae.
AGCUGGGGUAAGUAAGGGAAAUCAGAUACAUAAGUGGAGUGGAGAUGGACUGGGCUGCCAUGGUUGAGGAUGCACGAAAGACACCAGAGUUGCAGACGGUCGGAAAAGGGAACCAGCUUCUGACAAGAUCAUUGUGUAAGAGCGAGAGACCGUGUGGUGUCAGAGUAAAUGGAGCUAAGAAAGAGCAAACACACCCGGACAUUAUUCACCAGCCAGCCAAGGAAUUGGAGAAGGAUGUGUGGAUGGAGCCAUGGGAAUGGACGGUCAAACUUUCGGACACAACGCCAUCCCUGAAAGCGGACAAGUCAAAGCAAGAAUUGCACCGGCGAUGCCCGCUAGAAGCACCCAAGAAAAAAAAUUAA